CGUAAACGUUGAGCAGGCGCCAACUUCGACUAAAUUAUCCUGUCAGAGCUCGGUCGGCGUGGUCAAUUUUAUCCCAUUCUUAUUGAGGAACUAUCCUUUUAGACUAUUUUGUUUACAGUCAUGCUCAACUGCAGUUCAAUUAUAAUGUGAGUUGUGUAAUUUAGGGUUUAUUUGGUGGAAUUUCUGGGAUUUGUUUGAAGUCCUACGAACGCGACAACGGUCAAGAAACAUGGCGACUGAAGCCAAGCGUGCAUGGAAACUACGUCAACCAGCCCCACUAAGCCUGUAUUAAACAUUUUUACCUGGAUGAACUGUAUCUUGGCUCAAGAAGAGUUUGUUGCUCAUGGCUCUAAUAUCAACUGUUUGUCCCUGGGACCUAGUACAGGGCGUGUCAUGGUCACAGGGGGAGAGGAUCGUAAGGUGAACAUGUGGGCUGUUGGCCAACCUAACGUCAUCAUGAGCCUUGCUGGUCACACCAGCCCUGUGGAGUGUGUUCAGUUUAAUUCCGGAGAGGACCUUGUUGUCGCAGGCUCACAGUCAGGGACCCUCAAGAUUUGGGAUUUAGAAGCUGCCAAAAUCCUCAGAACACUAACAGGCCACAAAAGCAGUAUACGAAGCCUUGAUUUUCAUCCAUUUGGCGACUUUGUAGCUUCUGGCUCGCUUGAUACCAACCUUAAGCUCUGGGACAUAAGAAGAAAAGGUUGCAUAUUUACAUAUAAGGGUCACACAGACUGUGUCAAUCAUCUCCGCUUCAGUCCCGAUGGACGUUGGAUUAUAUCUGGAGGGGAGGAUGGCGCUGCUAAGUUAUGGGACUUGACAGCUGGUAAGAUUAUAAAUGACUUCAAGAUGCACACUGGGCCUGUGAACUGCGCAGAAUUUCACCCCAAGGAGUUUUUAUUAGCUACUGGUAGCUCAGACAGAACUGUAAAAUACUGGGAUUUAGAAACAUUUGAGCUAGUGUCAAGUACAGAGCCAGAAACUCAUCCUAUCAGGUGUAUAGGGUUCCAUACAGAUGGAUUAUGUCUGUUUAGUGGUGCCCAAGAUUCUCUUAAGGUGUAUGGCUGGGAGCCGAUCAAGUGUUACGAGAGCUUUCCCCUUGGCUGGGGCAAACUUGGUGACUUCACUUUUUAUUCUAAUCAGCUUAUUGGAGCUGGAUUUUCACAAACAAAUGUUUCUGUUUGGGUGGUCAACAUUGGUCACAUAGAAAAUAUGAUCACCAAAUUGAAUGAAGAAACCAGGGAUGUUGGAAAGCACGUCGGAGAAUCUCAAGAUCCCCCUGUUGUUGGCAUCAACCCUGUCCUGAAAGGGGUUCCCUCAACUAAAACUCCACCAAGAAGGAACUUCAAUACAGAAAGACCACCAACAACUUCCACAAAACAAAAGUCAGUUAGGGAAGCUCCACAGCUGAAGGAGGAACCAAACACAGAUCCAGAGGAGAAGGAAGGUCCAGAUGAAAAGGAGAAUGCUGAUGAAGUGUUCCAAGAAAGAUCCAAAUUGGAUCGAAGCCCACCUCUUCGAAAGAAGCAUGAGCCGUUUGUGGCUCCCUUAGAUGACACACCAGUACCAGAGCCAGUCAAAGAAGUUCCAGCCAGACCUGUCACUAAGCAAGAACCUUUUAAACAAACUAAGCCUGUCAAGGAACCUAGCUUAGCCCCAGCCCCUACAGCCAACAUGGUGCCGUCCGACAGGGACAAGCCAGCAGGACUUCAGAUGGCUGACUUCCUACCGGCCGCUGUUGUUGAAAAUGUCAUUUCACAAGGCCAUGAGCCAAACUUCAAGUCCCCGGAACUACAAGUGUCAGAAGCUGAGACCCUGUCUUCUUUAUCAAAAAGUCAUGCAUCUAUCUGCGCAAUAAUGGCGGCAAGGCAGAGGAACCUCUCCCUGGUUGCUCGCUAUUGGGCGGAUGGAGAAGUCAAGACCUCUGUUGAGACUGCAGUUAACAUGAAUGAUCAAGCGAUCCUAGUUGAUGUCCUCAAUGUGCUCUGCCUCAAACAGACGCUUUGGAACCUUGGCAUCUGCUUAUUGAUUCUCCCAAAUUUGAAGGAAUUGUUUCAUAGUAAAUAUGAAAGCUACGUGCAAGCCGGUGCGUCUGCCCUCAAGCUAAUUCUCAGGAACUUCGCGCCUGUUAUCAAAAGCAACAUGGCCGCUCCACCCGUGUCUGUUGGUGUGGAUUUAGUGAGAGAGGAAAGAUUCCAGAAGUGUCAGGCUUGCCAUUCCCACCUGAUGGCAAUUCGCAACAUCAUCUCCAGCAAAACCUCAAUCUCUGGCAAGAUGGGAAGCCUGUACCGCGAGCUGAGCCUCGCAUUCGCCGCGCUCGACUGAACACUAAAUAGCCAAAAGAUUAAAGACAGAUCAUUUGAAUCUACCCAGUGCAGGCUGCAGCAAUAUUGCACACGCAAAUAUGUUGACGCUUUGUGUAAUGAGAGGAGUUUCUAGACAACACUUGUUCAAAACUUAUCAGUGGAAUCUAUCCAGUGCAGUUUGCGGCGAAAUGGCACUCAUGCAAUUCUUGGCGUUUUGUUCAAUGGAAGGAGUUUCUAGCCUUGUCUGAUGCAGGCUGGCACGAAGGCGCACAGGGGACGCGCGUGAAGUUGUAAAAUAUGAAGCAACGGUGACUAAAUGAAAACAUUCGACUCGAGUCAAACCAUUCGAAUAUAACUAAAAGUCAAGCAUUGACAAAGAAUUUGUAAAUAUUGUUCAUACCAUCAUGGGGUUUUAAUACUGGCUUAUAGUUUGAUUGUAUGCGCCAUAUUUUGUUGUUGUUGUUGUUGUUGUUGUUUUUUACGGUGUAAAAUGUUAGCCUUUCUCCAUGAGGGUAGGGGAGGGGGGUGGAAGGGACCUGUUACACUUCAUCUGUUUCUAUACGAAAACCACAGGCAACCCGCGAUUGUUGAUCCCGAGACUAUUUUUAUGGCGGUAGACUGUCGUAACUUAUUUUUUCGAGUUGUGCAAGUUAAUUUCUUACAAUGCUCUGUACAGUUGUGUAAGGUGGUUUCUGACAAUGCGAAUAAAUAAUUAUUUGUAUCAA
Molecule: messenger RNA, 3028 nt
Organism: Nematostella vectensis (starlet sea anemone)
Lineage: Eukaryota; Metazoa; Cnidaria; Anthozoa; Actiniaria; Edwardsiidae
Product: katanin p80 WD40 repeat-containing subunit B1
Exons: 25
Coding region: 253-2322 (689 amino acids)
Biological process (GO): microtubule severing; microtubule depolymerization
Cellular component (GO): katanin complex
Molecular function (GO): microtubule binding
Source: RefSeq, a predicted model, not a curated record